AUGCCUUCACGUUGGACCGGUCAACUUGGCGUGAUUGUGCAUGAGGAAAUCGGAGUGAUCAGCGUAACCGUGGUAGCCGAUGAGGAUGCAACACCCCUUUUCGUCGUCAUCGUUGAGGAGAGGCUNNNNUGGCGUUUACCUUGUGCUGAAUCGGAAGAGGAAAAUGCGAAAAUCACCAGUGCUUGCUGA
Perkinsus marinus ATCC 50983 is the source of this 189-nucleotide messenger RNA. RefSeq lists its product as hypothetical. Bases 1 to 189 code for a protein of 62 amino acids. The record is from RefSeq and is a predicted model, not a curated record. The transcript is spliced from 4 exons. Lineage: Eukaryota; Perkinsozoa; Perkinsida; Perkinsidae.